AUGGACGCGCAUCAGCUCGCUGGGCGUGCCGCGGCCCGGCAACCUGUAGCUGGGCUGCAGCGGGCGGCGCAGCGGCGGCGCGUCUCCGCUCGGAGGGCGUUGGUGGUGCAAGCUGCGCAGCAGCCACUUGGUGGUGAGGGGCCCGCGGAGGGGCCCGGGACGCCGGCGUUCGGCGCCGGGUUCGUCAAUUACGCGGUCAAGGGCAUCGCUGCUGGGCUCGGAAUCACGGCCGUGGUCGCGGCGCUCCCGCUAGAGCUCGGCAUCGGGGGCGGGAACGGCGGCAGCGGCUUCUUCGGCGGGGGCGGAGGCGGGGGCGGUGGGUGCGGCGGUGGCGGCUGGAAGGGCCUGGGCAGCCUGCUCGCGGCGCGCGCGGACGACGACGACGACGAGGAGACGGAGGAGGAGGAGGAGGAGGUGAUCGAGGAGGUCGAGGAGUCGGAGGACGAGGACGCCGGCUCGGACGCGGAGGGCGACGUGGAGAUCAAGCCCACGGCCGCUGCGGGCGCGGGGGGCGAAGACGACGGCGAGCAGAUCGACAUCUCGAAGGGCUUCUUCGUGAAGAAGAUCGAGGCGGUCGGGCUCCCCAACGAGCCCGGCAUGCCGUCGGCGGACGAGCUCUUUGCCGCGCUCAAGUGCCAGGCCGGCUUCGAGUGCACCGCGGACGACCUGAAGGACGACCUGCGCAGCCUGAUGCAGAUCGGGCUGUUCAGCGACGUGCAGGCGUCGUGGAAGGCGAUUCCGGGCACGGGCGGCAAGUGCCGCCUCAUUUUCAACUUCCAAGAAAAGAUCUGGCCGCGCAUGCGGUCGCUGAAGAUCGAGGGCGCGUCGCUGCUGCCGAACGACAUGGCGGAGCAGGUCCUCGGCGAGCACGCGAAGACGGAGGGCCCGUCGUCGAUGCGGACGCUCGCGAUGAUCCGCCGCGUCGUCGACAAGUGGUACGGCGAGCGGGGGUAUUCGCCGUUUUGCUACAUCACGCACUUCGACGGGAUGGACACGGGCGACGUGGUCGCGCACGUCGUCGAGGGGCGCGUCGGGAACGUGAACCUGCUCUACCUGGACGAGAACGGCAACACGAAGAAGGGGGGGGGUGAAACGGACCCCUCCAUCAUCAUGCGGGAGCUCCCCUUCCGCCGCGGGCAGAUCUACAACACCGACGACGGCCGCCUCGCGCUGCGCGACGUCUUCGCGACCAACCUCUUCGAGAACGUGCAGAUCCUGCCCAAGCAGUCGACCAAGUCGGAGAAACAGAUUGACGUCGACCUCAUGAUCCGGGAGCGGCCGACGAAGCUCGCGGAGGUCGAGUGCGAGUGGGCGAUCGCGAAGAACGACCGCGGGCUCCCGACGCCGACCUCGCUCGUCCCGGGCGGCUCGAUCACGUUUGAGCACAGGAACCUCCAGGGGCAGGGCAACCAGUUGUCGGCGCAGGUCACCACGCAGAACUUCCUGCGGCCGCAGGACGACCUGGGGUUCAACGUGACGUACAAGCGGCCGUACCUGCUCGGGCACGAUGACCCGCGGCGGACGAACCUGUCGGUCACAGCGUUCAACGGACGCAAGCUGAGCGCGACGUUCACGCCGGGGCCGACGAUGAACCAGCAGGAGGUGCCGCAGGUGUGGAUCGACCGCGUGGGCGCGAAGGUGACGGUGGCGGAGCAGCACUCGCGGAACUCGAAGGCCGCGCUGUCGGUCGUGGCGGAGGAGGUGGGCGCGCGCGACGAGCAGGGGGAGGCGCUCGUGGCGGGGCAGCGGAUGACGCAGGCGGGCGUGACGGACGGCCCGCCGACGACGCUGAGCGACACGGGCACGGACCGGAACCUCUUCGUGCAGGGGCACUUCGUGCGCGACGCCACGUACUUCCAGCGCGGCGUUCUGCUCGGUCCGCGCGACGUGUUCAAGGUCGAGCAGGGGCUCGGGCUCGGCAGCAGCGCGCUGUUCAACCGGAUGGAGGUGUCGUCGACGCGGUACAUUCCGCUCACGAACGGCAAGGCCAGCAAGUCGGGCCCUCUCUCGCUCGUGCUGCACGCCAAGGCGGGGACCACCGUCGGCGACGUGGCGUCCUACGACCUGUACCCGCUCGGGGGGCCGUUCUCGGUCCGCGGGUACAACCUCGGCGAGCUGGGCAGCUGCCGGACGUACGCCGAGGCCGCGGCGGAGGUGCGGGUGCCGCUGCCAAAGGUGCGGCAUCCGGUGUAUGCGUUCUACGAGCGUGGGUCGGACCUGGGGACGUCGCGGACGGUGCGGGGCGCGCCGACGUGCUUCUACGACAAGCCCGGCAGCGGGGCGUCGUACGGCGCGGGCGUGAAGGUCGGUGCGACGCGGGUGGAGUACGCGCGCGAGUGCAACAUGGGACGCGGGACGUGGUACAUCCGGUUCGGCGAGCGGUUCUGA
Messenger RNA from Pedinophyceae sp. YPF-701, 2388 nucleotides. The record is from the annotation of a GenBank genome assembly. Lineage: Eukaryota; Viridiplantae; Chlorophyta; Pedinophyceae.